AUGGGCGGUGCUGCCUUAGGCGCCAAGAACUCGGCAGGAGAAACUCUCCAGAUUCAAACAAAGGUCGACCUGAAACAUUGGAUGCGAACAAACCUCCAACUUUCAAGACACACCAUGAAAUCCUUCUUGAUUCUCACCGCUCUGUUGGGCUUGAGCUUGGCCGCCCCUGACCACCAUACCGAGAUGGACCACGCCCCUGAAUACAACGUCAUGAUCCAAGACAAGAUUGUUGAGCUCUACGAGUUCUUGAAGGCCGAACUUGAGGGUGAAGGUGAUAUGAUGGAAGCUAUUGACCCUAUUGAAAGCAAAGAGGAUGACGAAGACCUGGUCAAUGUUGAAGAUGAACCCGUUGGAACUGCAUCUGAGGUCCGCAACAAGAGAAGUGCCGAUCCCUUCUUCCUCCGUAAACUCUUCCGUGGACUUCGACGAGGUGGAUUUAGACGACGCAGUUAUAACCGUGGAUUCGGCCGCAGAUAUAACCGUGGACGAAGCUACGGACGCAAACGCUAUUACGGUUAAAUGUUAAAGACACCUUAGGGGUUGUGGGAAAAAGAAUCUGGAUAAAUUAUUAUAGGUGCAAAUAAAUUGAUUUCAUAAGAGA
Messenger RNA from Tigriopus californicus, 601 nucleotides. RefSeq lists its product as uncharacterized. The transcript has 4 exons. The coding region runs from base 1 to 519 and encodes 172 amino acids. The record is from RefSeq and is a predicted model, not a curated record. Lineage: Eukaryota; Metazoa; Arthropoda; Copepoda; Harpacticoida; Harpacticidae.